UCAACUAUCAAUCAAUCAAUUCAAAAGAAUUUACCGACACAGCCUCGGCGGGGUGAUGUGUCGUGGAUAUAAUUUCUUAAUAAUUCGAAAAUAAUGUCGUCAGUUACCACGCAGUCUGUGUUCAAGUGAAAGAGUUGUUUGUUUUAUAUUUAUUUUUGAGGCGUUAAACAAUGAAAGUGGUCGCGACAUAUUGCUCUAGCAACGCACGGUUUAGACAAAGUUUUACGCCUUUUAAUUAGGUUUUAUCGUGAAUUCUUAUCAUAAUUAUCAAUUCCGUUGUAAAUUUGACGUCCUGUGAUACGUAACUGCUACAGGCGGUGACGGAAAACAUGAAGAGUACAGCUCCAUAUCGAGUGUGAUGUAGUAAUUUAAUUUAUCAUAAGGCUCUGGAAUUGAAUUAGUCUGUGGAAUUGAAGAGUUAGUAUUGUGAAUCGUUCCGUUCCUAACAAGCUCAAGCUGCAACCAUUGGUUCCUGCCUUAUAUGUAAUCGGAAUACGUCCAGUGUGAUUUGAUCUUAUAUUGUGUACAACGCCAUCUAGUGUCGAGUUGAGUGUGAAUAUAUAUAUUGUGGCGCCGUCUACCGGCGGAGUGUUGUGAUGCGGUGAUCAGUUCUCUAUAUACAGCGCCAUCUGUCGUCGGGUGGUGAUGUCCAGUUGAUGAUGGAGGCCGGAUUCAUCCCGGUGUCCGCGCCCGGCGGCGGCGGGACCGUUCCUCCGCCCGCCGUCGUGGCGCCACCGGCGAACGUCAUACGAGCACCGGGACUGAAACGCGGGAAAAUGGAGGAGGCUAUAUCAGAUCGGAUAAAGCUGGAGACAGUCUUCGGUCUGACGGUGAGCAGCAACGCAGCCUUAGACUCCGACCCCCACACGGAGCUGGUGGCGUAUCCUGCUGGGUGUACAGUGGUUCUGUACAAUGUACGUAAGAACAGACAGUCGCACGUGUUGAACGCGUCCAGGAAGAGCGUCACCUGCGUGGCCUUUUCCCCCGAUGGCAGGUACCUGGCCACGGGGGAGUGCGGCCACGCGCCCGCCGUGAGGGUCUGGGAUCUCCAGGACCCGACGGCCUCGGGCGCGGUUCAGAUAGCCGAGUUCCCCGGACACACCCAUGGAGUUAACUGUGUGGCGUUCUCGACCUCGUCCAAGUACCUGGUGUCGGUGGGGUCGCAGCACGACAUGAUCGUCAACGUAUGGGACUGGCGAGCCAACCUCAAGCUGGCCAGCAACAAGGUGUCGUCUCGAGUCAAAGCCGUCAGUUUCUCAGAGAACGGAAACUACUUCGUGACGGUCGGCUUCAGGCACGUCAAGUUCUGGUACUUGGAAUAUUCCAGGAACAACAAGUUCAAGGAGCCCGUGCCGCUGAUGGGUCGCUCGGCGAUCCUGGGGGAGCAGAAGGACAACGAGUUCUGUGACGUUGCCUGCGCCCGCGGCGGAAGUGACGCUACGUACGCCAUCACACGCUCCGGCCUGCUUUGCCAGUUCAACAGCAGAAGGCUCCUGGAUAAAUGGGUGGAGCUCAGGACCACGUCCGCCAACUGUAUGUCCCUGGGCCGCUCGUACAUCUUCGUGGGCUGCGCGGAGGGGAUAGUCCGGUGCUUCGCCCCCGACACCCUGCGGUACGUGACCACCCUGCCCAGGGCGCACUACCUGGGGGUGGACGUGUCCGGCGGCGCAUCCAUCAGCCACAUGUUCAGCCAGCCACCGGAAGCGCGUUACCCUGAUGCGGUGGCCCUCACCUACGACGAGAGGAACCACAAGUUGACCUGCGUCUACAACGACCACAGCCUGUACGUGUGGGAUGUGCGGGACAUUAAGAGGGUGGGUAAAUCUCACUCAGCGUUGUACCACUCGGCCUGCAUCUGGGGUCUGGACAUGGUGGGCCAGGGACCCCUGGGCCCCGGCUGCUUCCUGUCCUGCUCCAGCGACGACACCGUCCGCCUGUGGACUCUGGGGGGGUCCAGUAACAUAUACAGUAACGAAUUAAGCAAAAUACUGUACAUCGACCCCGAGUUAAAGUUCCUCAAGGACGUGGACCUCACCGCCACCAGCGACAAGGACAAGUCCAAGACGUACGACGAUAAAACCGGUGUCAGAUGCGUGCGCGUGUCGCCGUGCGGUGAGCACAUCGCGGCCGGGGAUCGCGCGGGGAACGUGUGGGUGUACGAUGCCCAGGGGACCCUGCUGCACACCCUGGAGGCCCACGAUGCUGAGGUGUUGUGCCUGGAAUACAGCUGCCAGCCGCAGUUACUGGCCUCCGCCUCCAGGGACCGACUGGUGCAUGUGUUCAGUGUUGAUAAGGGCUACCAGAUCCUCCAGACCCUGGACGAGCACUCCUCGUCCAUAACAGCUGUCAGGUUUCUCAGUUCUGGAGCUGGUCUACAGCUGGUCUCCUGCGGAGCGGACAAGACCAUACUGUUCAGACAGCUGAGGACGAACCCGGACGGGAGUUUCCAGUUCCAGCGCGGCCAGAACGUGUCGGGGCGGAGCACCCUGUAUGAUAUGGAGGUGGACGCGGGCGGGCGGCACGUGCUCACAGCCUGCCAGGACCGCAACGUGAGGGUGUACAGCGCGGCUCACGGACGACACACCAAGACCUUCCGGGGCACCACGGCGGAAGACGGGACCCUCAUUAAGGUGGCGUUGGACAGCAGCGGCAUCUACCUGGCCACGUCCAGCACGGACAAGCUGCUCAGCGUGUACGACUACUACUCCGGGGAGUGCAUGGCCACCAUGUACGGACACUCCGAGAUCGUCACCGGCCUCAAGUUCACUCCGGACUGCCAGCACCUGAUAUCGGCGUCCGGGGACGGGUGUAUGUUCGUGUGGAGGGUUCCGCAUGACAUGGUGGUCACCAUGAGGGCCAGGCUCGCGCAGCAGGCCAUACGACAUGGACGUAAGGCGCCUACCAACGGUGCGAGCGUCCCGUCCAGUGAGACCGAGUCCUACUGGGGCUCCCCGCCGCGGGACGUCCCCGGGGCCGCGGAGACCUUCAUGGCGCCCGUCGUACCCGACUACACUCUCCGUGUUGGCCGUCUUCCGUCGUGGGCCAAGAAGAGCCUGGGCGACGAGCUGGUCUCGGGCGGGCCGCCCGCCGCCCCCCCGGCCUCGGCCCCGGCGCCCGCCGCGGCGCCCGUACCGCUCGCCCGGGGCAAGUGGGCCACGAGGAUACUACCGCCCUCUGACAAACGCGUGGACUCCGACGGGUCCAAGGAUAGCUCCAUAGAUAGUGGAACAGACACCAGGUACCACGACAGGAGACACAAACAGAGGCCGAAGUCGCUGAACCUGUAUCAGCUGCCGCGGGUCGAGGCGCUCUUCAGAAAUUUCGAUGCCAAUAUGAGGGCGACGCACGACAUACUGUCGAUAUCUCCCCGAGUAGAGAAGGUUACGUUAAGUUUAACCCAAGCCCGUCCCGAGGCGCGGACCCGUCACCACACUGACGACUCCUCGUUAGGGAGUCUAAAGUUCGAGGAUCAAGAGUCCACGGAGCAUGACGGCGAUGUGGAGGACAUAUCCGAUGGCGAAAGGACCUCGUCCUCGGAGAGGGGCAGGCCGACUUACUACCCGGGGAACAACGACGACGAAGUGCCCAGCGAGUUCCUGGUGAACGCAAUGGACGCGGCGGAGCUCCGCCAGUCCGUGCGUCGCGCGCGUCGCUGGGCGGCGCCCCCGCCCGCCUCGCCCGCUCCGCCCUCGCUGACGGGCUCGCCCAGAGACUCCGACGACGACGAGGUGUCGACUCCGUCCGGGGACAACGCCGACCGCAACCCGCUGUCGGGGUCGUGCGAGUCGCUGGACACGGUCGGCAGAAGAGAGAAAUACAUCAAGUCUGCCUUCGACAGCCUCAGCGGGGUGGACGGAGACACGCCGCAAGCUGGCAACAGGUCGCUGUCCUCGCAGCACCGCGCCCCGCGGGACCCUGACGCCGCCCGGAGGAGGGAGGAGCUGCAGCGGAGGAUACACGAGACCAGGAGACAGCUGGAGACGGUGGCGUUUCGAUCGAAUCUUAAAUCGAGCCAGUCGACGACGGAUCUGUCGUACAUCCCGGAGAAAGAUGGCUCCCGGCGAACUAGACCGCUGUCUAUGGCCGUGACGAGCAAUAACAGACAAUUUGCACGUAAUCUCCUGUCUCCCGAGGAAGAGACCGGGAUGCGACGUGCCAUAUCGCUCUCAGACCUGGCAGCUAAACCUGUCCCGGCGCCCAGGACGCCGCAAGGCGCAUCGAAACCGGCUCAGCCGAGUCCUAACGGCAAAUCGCCGAGUGGGUUCGUGAGGCCCGCGCCGCGGUACAACGGCAAGUCCAACAUGACGAGGAGCUCCAGCGUAGGUGUCCUGAACCAGAGCGACUCGGAGUCCGACCCGCCACACCGGACCCAGGCGGCCAGUUCUCGCUCAGGUCUCAUGAGGCCCACCAUCAGCUCGGCCAACAAGGCGGCCGCCAACACGGCCCGGAGACGAGGCCUCGCCAACGCUUACAGCACAGCGAGCGUGGCGCGCUCGGAGUCCAGCUCGGAGGCCGAGGGCGAAGCCCCGAGACCGCGGGCCGCCUCCGCCGACAGGGCCCAGAGGAAGAUCGGAGGCCGCAGCGGGAGUGAACGCGACAUCUCGUCUAAAGCCCGCGAGGUGACGGCGCGCCUCACGAGCCGGCAGCGGCCCAAGCCGGAGAACGCGGGAGACAAUAACAUGUCACCGUCAGCUCUGUGCGCGGCGCUGACCGAGCAGCUCACCAGGACGGCGGGAAAGGUGGCCGCCUUGUACCGCGCGCUGCAGGACGACCCGCGCUCGGACGGAGACAUCAGCGGUCUAGAAGCGGCCAUCCUGGAGACUCAGAAGGUCCUCAGGAAUGCUGUGAGUCAGAACGGUGAAGAGGCGGCGAGUAAAGUGGAGCACUCCGCUAAAGAUGUGUCUCCGGGCCACCCAGCCAUGUCAUUGAUAGAGCAGUACUCUGACAUGUUGCUGAACAUGAUGCAGAACAAAAUGGUGAACCAGUUCUCCCAGAGCCCCCAGAGCCUGCCGCCCACCGCCGGGGAGGAGAGCUAGUGAUAGUGGUCGUAGUGUUGUGAAAGUUAACUUUGAAGCUGCCAGCGAUCCGUAGCUUACAGCACUAGUGUUCCCAAAUACAACUACCAUUAGUGAUAAGGAACGGUUUAAUGUACGGAGUUAAGAUAACUAACGAAGCGGUUGCACCGAGGCGUUGAGUGGAACCGAACGUACUGGAAUCCGGAUAUGAAGAUAAUGGGAUAUGAUCACCGAUGAUGGAAUUGAUGAUGGAAUUGAUGAUGGACAUGCAAUAAUUAAUUUUGACAUAAAUUUUUCAUAACAAUAAGCCGACGAGUCACUUAAAGUCACUGUUUAAUGAAUCACGUAAACGAAAUGCAACUAAAGAGUCCUACCAAAUAAGAGUUCCGAACCUGUAUGGGAACGCGAGGGCAGACUAACACGUUCAUGUAAAUGAUACCAAGCUCGCCCCUAAACACACAAAACGAUACCUUAACUCGGCCGCGUAAGGUUCGUUAUACAUAUAUUCAUGAAUCGUUACCCUAAACUAAGCUUACCGUCUGUCUGUGUGUCACAAUUAAUUUUAUUUCUAUUGUAAAUAUCACGGGAGGGCCGCGGGGGUCGCGGGGUCGCGGGGGUCGCCAGCCGCCGGCUCCGCGCGGGGUCGCGCGCCGUUGUAUAUAUAUUUAUUACUAUGAAUCAUGUAAUGCCAUUUACUAAGACUAACUACAUAUUACAUUUUAUUGCAUUUGUCUGUAGUUUUCUUUUAUUUCGUCUUCCUUUCUUCUUUUCUCGUGGAUUUGUGCUGGAAUUGUAAUGUAUCAUGAUAUCUUUGUUGUAAUUCUUUCUCAUACUAUACGAUAUACUAUGUAGUUGUCGCAUGACGCUUCCCGGACACUAGUUCCCGCCAUCGUUACAAGAUGGCGGACUCGAAGCUAAUAUUGGACUAUUUAUGUACGUUAUGUAAUGUACAUAAGUAAUUUUUAUAUCAAAUAAAACGAUUAAAACCG
Molecule: messenger RNA, 6004 nt
Organism: Danaus plexippus (monarch butterfly)
Lineage: Eukaryota; Metazoa; Arthropoda; Insecta; Lepidoptera; Nymphalidae
Gene: Wdr62
Product: mitogen-activated protein kinase-binding protein 1-like
Exons: 36
Coding region: 657-5036 (1459 amino acids)
Biological process (GO): regulation of mitotic cell cycle; mitotic spindle organization
Cellular component (GO): mitotic spindle
Molecular function (GO): protein binding
Source: RefSeq, a predicted model, not a curated record